This is a messenger RNA of Oncorhynchus keta (chum salmon), 4252 nucleotides long. RefSeq names its product histidine-rich glycoprotein-like. NCBI's taxonomy places the organism in Eukaryota, Metazoa, Chordata, Actinopteri, Salmoniformes, Salmonidae. Bases 1 to 1689 code for a protein of 562 amino acids. The record is from RefSeq and is a predicted model, not a curated record. The transcript is spliced from 3 exons.
AUGGGGGCAAUCGAGGAGGACGUGGGGAUGCUGCUUUCCUUCGAUACCCCGGAGCUGGGGGAGUUCAAGGAGGUGGGAAAGAAGGCCAUGUACAGAAUACGUGUAAAGGUGGCCCAUGCCUCUUCCCUGGAAGGGGUAAAAUCGACGAGAAUAAUAAGAAAACCGUUUGAAGAUGAAUGCAACAAUUAUCGCAGUCCUUCUUCUGAUUAUAGCAUCAGGGAAUUCACAAAGCACAAUAAACAAUGCCCUCACAACAACCACAGCUGUUGCCACGACAACCACAGCUGCUGUAACUACAGCCACAGUAGCCGCCAACACAACCACAGCUGCUGUAACUACAGCCACAGUAGCCGCCAACACAACCACAGCUGCUGUAAUUACAGCCACAGUAGCCGCCAACACAACCACUGCUGCUGUAAUUACAGCCACAGUAGCCGCCAACACAACCACAGCUGCUGUAACUACAGCCACAGUAGCCACCAACACAACCACAGCUGCUGUAAUUACAGCCACAGUAGCCGCCAACACAACCACUGCUGCUGUAAUUACAGCCACAGUAGCCGCCAACACAACCACAGCUGCUGUAAUUACAGCCACAGUAGCCGCCAACACAACCACUGCUGCUGUAAUUACAGCCACAGUAGCCGCCAACACAACCACAGCUGCUGUAACUACAGCCACAGUAGCCACCAACACAACCACAGCUGCUGUAAUUACAGCCACAGUAGCCGCCAACACAACCACAGCUGCUGUAACUACAGCCACAGUAGCCACCAACACAACCACAGCUGCUGUAAUUACAGCCACAGUAGCCGCCAACACAAAUACAGCUGCUGCCACAACAACCACAGUUGCACCAACUACAACUACAGCUGUCGCCACCACAACUACAGCUGGCGUAACUACCACAGUUGCUCCCACAACAACCACAGCUGCUGCCACAUCAACUACAGCGGCUGCCAUGUCAACCACAGCUGCUGCCACAUCAACUACAGCGGCUGCCAUGUCAACCACAGCUGCUGCCACAAGAACCACAGCUUCUCCGACUACAACCACAGCUGCUGCCAUGUCAACCACAGCUGCUGCCACAAGAACCACAGCUUCUCCGACUACAACCACAGCUGCUGCCACAAGAACCACAGCUUCUCCGACUACAACCACAGCUGCUGCCAUGUCAACCACAGCUGCUGCCACAAGAACCACAGCUUCUCCGACUACAACCACAGCGGCUGCCAUGUCAACCACAGCUGCUGCCACAUCAACUACAGCGGCUGCCAUGUCAACCACAGCUGCUGCCACAAGAACCACAGCUUCUCCGACUACAACCACAGCUGCUGCCAUGUCAACCACAGCUGCUGCCACAAGAACCACAGCUUCUCCGACUACAACCACAGCUGCUGCCAUGUCAACCACAGCUGCUGCCACAAGAACCACAGCUUCUCCGACUACAACCACAGCUGCUGCCAUGUCAACCACAGCUGCUGCCACAAGAACCACAGCUUCUCCGACUACAACCACAGCUGCUGCCAUGUCAACCACAGCUGCUGCCACAAGAACCACAGCUUCUCCGACUACAACCACAGCUGCUCUAACUACAACAACAGCUGCUGCCCUUUCAACCACAGCUGCUCUAACAACAACCACAGCUGCUGCUACGACAAUCACAGCUGCUCCAGCUACAACUACUAAAAAAGCCACGGUUGCCACAACAACAUCCAUUGUUGCUGCAUCAACCACAGCUGCUGCCUCCAGUGGAAUAUGCUUCAAGACAAGUCUUCUCACAAUCUGCCUGGCUGUGAUGUCAUAUCUGGUUCACUCAUACCGGUAGACUAAUCAUCAUCUUGAUAGCAUACCUCAAAAUACAUGUAUCAAAUCCUAUUCAUAAUUGUUUAUAGAGCGGUUGAUUCGAGCCAAGAAUGCUGAUUUGCUGAAAGCCAUAGCCGUAUACCAUGGGUAUGACAACAAAAAAAAACUUUACUGGUCUAAUUACACUUGUAAUCAGUUUAUAAUGGCAAUAAGGCACCUCAGGGGUUUGUGGUAUACGGCCAAUAUACCAUGGCUAAGAGCUGUAUCCAGGCACUCCGCAUGCCUAAAAACAGCCCAUAGCUGUGGUGUAUUGGCCAUAUGUAUUGGCCCAUAGCUGUGGUGUAUUGGCCAUAUACCACACCUCCUUUGGCCUUAUUGAAUAUAAUGAAAUAUAUAUAAUGAAAAUAUAAUAAUAUGUAUUUUGAAGACAGUAAAGAUUCCUAGAGAGAAACUGAAAUAUCUGUAGGAUCUUCUUAAACAACUGCUGCUACUCGGUCCCCUUUAACCUUAAAUAAUCAUCCUUGUAGUCACAGUUAUAACUUCUUUAGUUAUGUUGUACUUAUUUUAACUAAACUUUGUAUUUUGUGCUAUUAUGCACCUCACCUUAAUUCAGUAUUAAACAAAAACUCUUUAACUACUUUGAAUAAAUUGUGAUCAAUCUACACACAAUACCCUAUUAUGAAAAAUAAAAAACUGGGUUUUAGACAUUUUUGCAAAUGUCACAAACACCUUUUUUACAUAAGUAUUCAAACCCUUUGCUAUGAGACUGGAAAUUGAGCUCAGGUGCAUCCUUUUUCCAUUGAUCAUCCUUGAGAUGUUUCUGCAACUUGGAGUCCACCUUUGGUAAAUUCAAUUGAUUGGACAUGAUUUGGAAAGGCACACACCUGUCUUUAUAAGGCCAUACAGUUGACAGUGAUUGUCAGAGCAAAAACCAAGCCAUGAGGUGUAAGAAAUUGUCUGUAGAGCUCAGAGACAUAAUUGGGUCGAGGCACAGAUCUGGGGAAGGGUAGCAAAAAUGUUCUGCAGCAUUGAAGGUCCCCAAGAACACAGUGGCCUCCAUCAUUCUUAAAUGGAAGAAGUUUUCCAAAAGGCAUCUAAAGGACUCAGACCAUGAGAAACAAGAUUCUCUGGUCUGAUGAAACAAGAUUGAACUCUUUGUCCUGAAUGCCAAGCGUCACGUCUGGAGGAAACCUGGCACCAUCCCUUCAGUGAAGCAUGGUGGUGGCAGCAUCAUGCUUUGCUGAUGUUUUUCAGUGGCAGGGACUGGGAGACUAGUCAGGAUCGAGGGAAAGAUGAAAAGGAGCAAAGUACAGAGAGAUCAUUGAUGAAAACCUGCUAGUGAGCGCUUAGACCGUGGUGAAGGUUCACCUUCCAACAGGACAACAACCCUAAGCACACAGCCAAGUGUCACAACGUGGCCCUUUGGGGUGUAUAUUGUGGCUAUUUAUUGACAAAAUUGGAGGAUUAGACAAUAUUUAUAUUUUUGAGAAUGUGGGAAUGGCCCGUGGGUAUUUAAAAUAACAAUCCUGUCGAAGCUGUGUAAUUUUGUGACAUCAGGAAGGGCGGUAAGCACAGAAUAACGGUAGCUUUGGAAGUGUACAUUUCUCAGUUAUUAGUUUUCUUCCUGAAUGUAGUGUAAAAUAUAUGAUAGAAUAUGAACUAUUUGUGAGAAGAUGUAAUGUCAUGUUGGCCUUCUAAACGAGAUACUUGUUUAGUUAUAGAGUUUUAACUAGUCAGUGGCCCCAUGAGCCCAGACAUUACAUCAGGCAUCAUAGAACCGCCCCUUUUUCCACAGAGUAUAAAACCCUUCUUCCUACAAAAUAUACGUUAAGUCAGAGAACGCCGGGACAGAGUCCCCACUUUGGAAUGGCUACAAUUCUAUAGACCAUUAGACCAUACAGCUGUAGUUUUGGCUACACGGCUGGAAAUUGUUAAACUCUGAAUCUAUUGAUCACUAGAGAAUAAGAGCAAAUCUUAGACGUAUAAUUACUAGUCUGCAGCUGGAAAUUACGUACGUCUAGUAUGGGCAUACCAACAACCAUCGAAACAUCUAUUCUAUGCGACAACCAUGGGUAUGCAUUAUGAACACAACCAGAGACUUUCUGCCGAUUGACUCUCCAGCAGACGGACUGGAUUCCAACAGAGAAGACAAGAAUGACAUACGGGUGUAAAUAUAUACGUUGCAAUUAUUCUCGAAUGAGUGGCCGUUCAUGUGCAAAGGAUUAGCAUUUAAAUGAAUAUAAUUACCAUCUGUGUGUAGUGAAUCCAUUUUGUCUUUCUCACUCUUUCUCAGUCCCCAUCCCUUUCCUUUGUCUACCAAGCCGUCGUAUCGGUUAUGUCGGCUCGGGACAUUUUCUUUGUAUCAUGUAUUAACCCAAGUACCUACUGUUCUUUAUGUGAUUCUAUGUGAUUAUUUAGUUAGUUAGUAAAUAAAUAAUUAAGCCAA